Messenger RNA from Priapulus caudatus, 6641 nucleotides. Its product is annotated as muscle M-line assembly protein unc-89-like. Gene Ontology annotation, biological process: synapse organization. Gene Ontology annotation, molecular function: carbohydrate binding. Gene Ontology annotation, cellular component: neuron projection membrane. Lineage: Eukaryota; Metazoa; Priapulida; Priapulimorpha; Priapulimorphida; Priapulidae. The record is from RefSeq and is a predicted model, not a curated record.
GACUGUCAGGCUCUACAACGGUUGAGUGGCAGAAAAAAGAAGGGCGUAAUUACGUAACAUUGACCAAAGGCACCAAAGUGAUAUUGGAAGACAGUCGUGUUGAUAUUGAUGUCAAUACCUCUGGCAAUGAUGACGUGUUUGUGUUGACAUUAUCUGAGAUAACAUCGUCCGAUCAAGGCACCUAUCAGUGUGAAACCACAAACCAAACACCAGAUAGCAAGACGGUGGAUGUUUCUGUUAGAGGUAGUAGCAGCAAUGAAAAACCAGAAAUUGUAGAUAUAUCGCCAGACAUGUCUGUCAGGUUUGGGGCAACUGUAGAACUGGAGUGCUUUGUGUCCGGACUUGUUGAUGGAUUGGUGAGAUGGAGGCGAACUGUUCAGUCAUCUGCAGGUUUAGUCACUGAGCUACUCACUGAGGAUGAUCAGAAGAUAUCGAGCAACAGUAGGAUGAGCAUCAAAAAGCAGAUGGGUCGUCGCAGCGACGCCUACAUCCUGAUGAUUAGCGAUGUUCGCAGAAGUGAUUCUGCUACAUAUACGUGUCUCACAGUUAAUAUUGAUACUCCUGCAGAACGCUCACUGGAUCUGACCGUAGAAGUAAGGGCCACUCGUGCUACCACAGAGGAGGAACAGAUCAUCUGCGAGGAUAAAACCGAGACAGUUCAGUGUCGUAACAGGCAGACGAUAGAGCUAACUGAUAUCAAAUACGGUCGCGAGAAUAAUGCCGCUGACAUAUGCAAAAGUAAAACAUCGGGCAGGAGUUGCACAUACACGUCUGUACGCGACACUGUGCUUGAAAAGUUCCGGGAUGCCUGUGAUGAUGAGCGCAGUUGCCAAAUUAGAGCGAGUAACUCGCAAAUGGGUGGUGACCCAUGCAGUGGGACAAAGAAGUACGCCAGAGUCAUUUACAACUGCCUUGAUGACCGUUCAUCUUCAGGACCAGAGAUUGUAGAAAUCUCAGAAGAUACGACUCUCACUGUUGGCAGAACACUGACGCUUAAAUGCCAUGUCACAGAUCUUUCACGAAGAGAGACGGCCGAGUGGCAGACGGUUGACAGUGAUGACAGUGUGACAGUACUGACACGGGGCACACGCGUCAUCUCGACGGAACGACGCAUCAGUAUUGAUGAAGACACGUCGAAUGACGAUGAGACGAUUUUCACGCUCAGCAUCCGCAGAAGCGUUGAGGAAGAUGCCUCACGUUAUCGGUGCAAAACGACCGACAGCGAUCCUGUGAGCGACGACGUCGUUGUCAGCCUUAGUGAUUCGACAGAUAAUCCUAAAAUUGUUGACAUCUCCCCACGACAGAACUUGAGGACCAAUGAAGACAUGGUCAUUGAGUGUACAGUAAUGAAUUUAGGAGAUAACACAGUUGAAUGGCAAAAGGUUGAUAGCAAUAACAGGGUAACGGUACUGACUAGAGGCACCCGAAUUGUGGCAGUGAAUCGCAGACUAUCCAUAGACAGGGAGAGAGACCAGGGCAACGAUGUUUUCACAUUAACCUUGCGACUUGUCUUGCGAGACGACGCCGGAACAUUUAGGUGUGAGACAACAAAUUCGAAUCCGGACCAUGAAGAUGUUGUACUGUCAGUCAGGUCAAGUGGAGCAACUAAUGCAAAAAUCACAGAAGUCUCACCAAGCCCAAGAGCAAAUGUCCAAGUAGAUUCAAAGUUAAUACUGGAAUGCUUUGUAACAGACCUUGGUUCAGAAACAAUUGAGUGGCAAAAAGUGGAGGGUAGAGAUGUGACUGUCCUUACCCGGGGAGAAGAUGUCGAGGUCCGUGACAGGAGGGUUUCGAUCAUUGUUGAGGGCUUUCGAAGUGAAGAAAUCUUUGUGCUUGAGAUCACAAACACACAGAGAUCUGACUCUGGCACGUACAGGUGUGAAAUAACAGGCAGCAGUGAAGAGAGCUUGGAGACCGAGGUCAAUGUUGGGAGUGGUUCUGGAGGUAGUGAGGACCCUGAGAUUGUGGAGGUCACUUCUGACAAAACCAUCAGGACAGGCAGUGAUUUAGUCCUGGAGUGUUUUGUCACUGGCCUGACAUCAUCAACUGUUGAGUGGCAGCUAGUGGAUGGCAGGAACAUUGAAGUACUGACCCGCGGUGAGGACAGAAUCAUCAGUGAUAGAAGAUUCAGUACUGAGAUGGACACUGAUGGAGAUGAGGACAUAUUUACACUAACGGUUACUAAUAUCAGGAAUUCAGACGAAGGAACCUACAGAUGUGAGACAACCAAUGAUGAUCCUGUAAGCGAGGAUGUGGAGGUCACUGUUAGAGGUUCUGGAGGCAGGGAAGAUCCUGAGAUUGUAGAGAUCACAUCUGACAAAACUGUUAGGACAGGCAACGAUUUAGUUCUGGAAUGUUUUGUCACUGAUCUCACCUCAUCAACUGUUGAGUGGCAGCUAGUGGAUGGCAGGAACAUUGAAGUACUGACCCGUGGUGAAGACAGAAUCAUCAGUGAUAGAAGAUUCAGCACAGAGAUGGACACUGCUGGAGACGAGGACAUAUUUACACUAACGGUUACUAAUAUCAGGAAUUCAGACGAGGGAACCUACAGAUGUGAGACAACCAAUGAUGAUCCUGUAAGCAAGGAUGUGGAAGUUACUGUAGGAGGAUCUGGCGGACAAGAUGAUCCAGAGAUUGUGGAGAUUACAGCUGAUAGAACCGUCAGUGCAGCAAGUGAUGUCGUCCUGGAAUGCUUCGUUACAGGCCUAACAUCCUCAACAGUUGAGUGGCAGCUAGUCGAUGGGAGAAGCAUUGAAGUAUUGACUCGUGGUGAAGACAGAAUUACCAGUGAUAGAAGAUUCAGCACUGAGAUGGAACAGUCUGGAGAUGAAGACAUAUUUGUAUUGACUAUAUCCAAUAUCAGGAAUUCAGAUGAGGGAACCUACAGAUGUGAGACAACCAAUGAUGAUCCUGUAAGCGAGGACGUUGAGGUCAAUGUGAGAGGGUCUGGAGGUGGAGAAGAUCUUGAUAUUGUGGAGAUCUCAUCUGACACAACUGUUAGUACAGGUGAUGAUUUGGAACUGGAAUGCUUCGUCACAGGUCUCACCUCAUCAACUGUUGAGUGGCAGCUAGUUGAUGGGAGGAACAUUGAAGUGUUGACACGUAAUGAAGACAGAAUCAUCAGUGAUAGAAGAUUCAGCACUGAGAUGGACAAGUUUGGAAAUGAGGAUGUGUUUACUCUAACAGUCACUAAUAUCAGGAAUUCAGACGAGGGAACCUACAGAUGUGAGACAACCAAUGAUGAUCCUGUAAGCGAGGAUGUGGAGGUCACUGUGAGAGGCUCUGGCGGUGGAGAAGAUCCUGAGAUUGUGGAGGUCACUUCUGACAAAACCAUCAGAACAGGCAAUGAUUUAGUCCUGGAGUGUUUUGUCACUGGCCUGACAUCAUCAACUGUUGAGUGGCAGCUAGUGGAUGGCAGGAACAUUGAAGUUCUGACUCGCGGUGAAGACAGAAUCAUCAGUGAUAGAAGAUUCAGUACUGAGAUGGACACUGAUGGAGAUGAGGACAUAUUUACACUAACAGUUACUAAUAUCAGGAAUUCAGACGAAGGAACCUACAGAUGUGAGACAACCAAUGAUGAUCCUGUAAGCGAGGAUGUGGAGGUCACUGUGACAGGGUCUGGAGGUGGAGAAGAUCCUGAGAUUGGGGAGAUCACUUCUGACACAACCGUCAGAACUGGCAACGAUUUGGUCCUGGAAUGUUUUGUCACGGGCCUUACUUCUUCAACUGUUGAGUGGCAGCUAGUGGAUGGGAGUGACGUUGAAAUACUGACCCGCGGCGAAGACAGAAUCAUCAGUAAUAGCAGAUUCAGCACAGAGAUGGACACUGCUGGAGAUGAGGACAUAUUUACACUAACGGUUACUAAUAUCAGGAAUUCAGAUGAGGGAACCUACAGAUGUGAGACAACCAAUGAUGAUCCUGUAAGCGAGGAUGUGGAGGUCACUGUGACAGGGUCUGGAGGUGGAGAAGAUCCUGAGAUUGUGGAGAUCACUUCUGACACAACCGUCAGAACUGGCAACGAUUUGGUCCUGGAAUGUUUUGUCACGGGCCUUACCUCUUCAACUAUUGAGUGGCAGCUAGUGGAUGGGAGUGACGUUGAAGUACUGACCCGCGGCGAAGACAGAAUCAUCAGUGAUAGAAGAUUCAGCACAGAGAUGGACACUGAUGGAGAUGAGGAUAUAUUUACACUAACAGUUACUAAUAUCAGAAAUUCAGACGAAGGAACCUACCGAUGUGAGACAACCAAUGAUGAUCCUGUAAGCGAGGAUGUAGAGGUCACUGUGACAGGGUCUGGAGGUGGAGAAGAUCCUGAGAUUGGGGAGAUCACUUCUGACACAACCGUCGGAACUGGCAACGAUUUGGUCCUGGAAUGUUUUGUCACGGGCCUUACCUCUUCAACUGUUGAGUGGCAGCUAGUGGAUGGCAGGAACAUUGAAGUACUGACCCGCGGUGAGGACAGGAUCAUCAGUGAUAGAAGAUUCAGCACAGAGAUGGACACUGAUGGAGAUGAGGACAUAUUUACACUAACAGUUACUAAUAUCAGGAAUUCAGACGAAGGAACCUACAGAUGUGAGACAACCAAUGAUGAUCCUGUAAGCGAGGAUGUGGAGGUCACUGUGACAGGGUCUGGAGGUGGAGAAGAUCCUGAGAUUGGGGAGAUCACUUCUGACACAACCGUCAGAACUGGCAACGAUUUGGUCCUGGAAUGUUUUGUCACGGGCCUUACCUCUUCAACUGUUGAGUGGCAGCUAGUGGAUGGGAGUGACGUUGAAGUACUGACCCGCGGCGAAGACAGAAUCAUCAGUGAUAGAAGAUUCAGCACAGAGAUGGACACUGAUGGAGAUGAGGACAUAUUUACAUUAACGGUUACUAAUAUCAGAAAUUCAGAUGAAGGAUCCUACAGAUGUGAGACAACCAAUGAUGAUCCUGUAAGCGAGGAUGUGGAGGUCACUGUAGGAGGUGGAGGAGGACCAGAGAUUGUAGUUUUUAGCGAUGAAACAGAUGUAAGGCUAGGCAGAGAUCUCACACUGGAGUGUACUGUUACAGGACUGGGUAGCAGAAACAAGGUUGAGUGGCAGCUAGUUGAUGGUUCAGAUGUCACAGUUCUGACAAGCGAUGAGGAUCGGAUCACCAGCGAUCGCAGAGUGUCAACCGUGCUUAGCUCUGACGAUGAUGAAGAUACGUACACGCUGACAGUAACAGACAUGGAUCUAGAUGAUGCAGGCACAUAUAGGUGUGAGAUUACAGGCAGCAACUCAGUGAAUGAAGAUGUCACGGUUACUGUAGGGGGAAGAUCUGGCAUAACAGAAAUCACAUUCAUCAGUGAGAACACGGUUCUUCGGGAAACCAGAGACCUUGUGCUAGUAUGUGAUGUUACUAGUCUGACUGGCAGUGAAACGAUUGAAUGGCAAAAAGUGCGUAGAAAUCGUGUGACAACCCUAACACGUGGUGAAGAUGUGGUACUGACCAGUGACAGUAGAAUCGGAGUUACCGAAACCACCUCCGGCAACAAGAAAACAUUCACGUUGACAAUAACUAAUGUCAAGACCCAGGAUGAAGGCACAUACAGAUGUGAAACAACAUCACGUAAUUCGAUCCAAGAAGAUGUCGAGGUUCAAGUUUUAGCUGGUGAUGCAACAGCAGAGAUAGUGUCUAUCAGCGAAGAUAUAACUGUCAAUGAAAACAGUGACCUUAUGGUGGAGUGCACUGUCACUGGACUCCCAGAUGGUAGUGAGGUAGAGUGGCAACACAUAGUUGACCGGCAAGUCACUUUACUCACUAGUGGUACUACACGUGUAACUAGUAACCGCAAUGUGCGCAUAACUAAAACGUCUACCAACCAGCAAGACAAGUACACUCUCACCAUCGUUAAUGUGAAGGUAUCUGAUUCCGGCACGUAUCAGUGUCAGGUAACUGGCAGCGACCCUGUGAGCGAGUCGUUAGAGGUCACUGUUGGAGAUGGCAGCUCAGUCAGCAUUGUGGCAAUCUCACAAAAAACAGAUGUUGCAGCAGACAAAACGCUAUCACUCUUCUGUACAGUUACCGGCUUAUCAGGAAGAAUAACAAUUGAGUGGUUAAAGGUGCGUGGAACUCGCACAACGACAUUGACGCAGGGCGGAAAUGUGAUCGCUGCAGACCGGAGGGUUGAUGUAAAGCAAUCAACUGUUGGCUCUCGAGACACGUUCACAUUAACUAUUGAUAAUGUGGCCUCUGCUGAUGCAGGCGUAUACAGAUGUGCAUCCACAGAUAGAACACCAGUGCAGAAAAAUGUAGAUGUCACUGUGUCAGGUGGGAGUAGUGGCACAGACCCAGAAAUUAUGGAUAUUACACAAGAUACUGACGUCGUUAUUGGGGACUUUCUAGAGCUUGAAUGCUUUGUCACAGGUCUCUCUGGAAGUACAACUGUGGAGUGGCAGAAGCAGAGGACCGGUACCCGGUACACAACUCUCACCAACGCAGACGAGGUGGUCUCGUCUGACAGUAGAAUCUCGGUUCUGAUGGAACCUGAUGCUGGGGACACCGUGUUUGUGCUGCAAAUCGACAACGUAAGGACUUCUGAUGAGGGUACCUAUAGGUGCAUAACGACUGACAGCAACCCAGUGUCAAGCACCGUAGACGUUACAGUAUCAGGCAAGAAGUAA